GGCCUAGAUCGGUGUGGGCUGGGGGAGGACCAAUUGCAACUUAAAACAGGGGUCGUCCGUUGGUCGAUGUUCCGCAACCUUAGCGGAAGUCACCACCAGCGGAAGUCACCACCCGUGGAAGAGCGUCAUUCUCAAGUUAGGCACCAUAUAUAAAGCUGUAUCAGCGCACCGGAGCUGUUCAAUUGGCGUUAUUGGGCUGCGUCGCAGACUACUUUUAUUUCCAUCAUUGCUUCUCUUGGAUGAAUAUGUCAACCCACCAGCAUCACUUCGUGCCGACAUGGCACCAUACCACUUAUCCCGCGAUUUCGGAAAAUGACCCAGCUUUGAGCGCUAAAGGCAAAAUCGUAUUCAUCACUGGAGGUGGUCGAGGCAUUGGUCGUGCAGUCGCUAAAUCAUUUGCCAUUGCCAAGGCUGAUGGGAUUUUCUUGAUCGGAAGAAACGAGAAUGACCUGUUUCAGACGGCAAAAAUUGCUAUCAAGGCUGCGCGCGAGGAUUCGAGAUCCACCACAACAAUCCGAUUCACUAUUGCAGAUAUUUCCGACACUCAUGCUGUAUCUGUGGCGGUACAGCAAGCCAUUUCGGUUUACGGACGAAUCGAUGUACUUGUCCAAAAUGCAGGAUACUUGGACUCGCAUCGUUCGGUGGUCGAUUCUGAUCUGGAAGACUAUUAAGAGUUUCUGAAGUCAAAGCCCAACACUGGCGCCACUCUCAUAAACAUUAGCUCAGGGGCCGGUCACCUUCCCUACAUUCCCGGAUAUUCGUCAUACUCUGCAUCGAAGCUCAGCCUGGCCAAGAUUGUCGAAUAUGUACAAUACGAGAACCCUUCUUUGCGUGUCUUCAACAUCAAUCCUGGUGCAAUUGCGACCGAGAUGCAGGCUAAAUCGGGUGGUUUGGCUGCGCCUGACGAUAUUGGUAUG
Messenger RNA from Aspergillus glaucus CBS 516.65, 917 nucleotides. RefSeq lists its product as uncharacterized. The record is from RefSeq and is a predicted model, not a curated record. Gene Ontology annotation, cellular component: membrane. Bases 240 to 671 code for a protein of 143 amino acids. The transcript has a single exon. Lineage: Eukaryota; Fungi; Ascomycota; Eurotiomycetes; Eurotiales; Aspergillaceae.